AGAAGCAAAAGCCUGCUAAACAUCAUUAACACAGACGUAAAUGCUUAACACUAGAAAAGCCAUCUUGCUUUUCUUCUACUCUUGAACACAAUCUCUCUCUCUCUCUCUCUCUCUCUCCUCUCUCUCUCUCUCUCAUAUACAGUAUGUGGGUGGGCCCAUAUAGUAAGUAAUAGGCACCCUUCUCCAACUCCAGUCUUUUUCUCAUAAAUUCCCAACUUCCCACCUCCUUCCCCAUUUCGAUCUCAGCUUUUUUUCACAGUCUAUAGCUUGUUAAAAAGAGAUUCUUUUUCUUUCUUUCUUUCUUUCCUUUUGUUUUUUGGCUGAAAAAUUCGCACUGAGUUAUCACAUUCUUGAACUCGGACAACGAAAGAGAAAAGGGUCCGUCCUCUUUUUCUCAGAAAGCGGCUUCUUCUUCUUCAAGUCUUUUUCUGUUGCUAAUUUUGUGUCAAGAUUUCUUUUUUAAUUUUGUUUUUUUUUAAUGUUUUAGGAAAAGGUGUUUGUUUAGUGUGUGUACAAUGUUGUGCCAAAAGCUGUCUUUUUUGCCCGCCGCUUUUCUUUUGCUGAAUCUUUGCCUCCAAAUAAAUUCUGGGGUUUCGUUAAACCCCGACGGCCUCUCUCUCCUCUCCUUAAAAUCCGCCGUGGACGCCGCCACCUCCGCCGCCCUCUCCGACUGGAACGAGGACGACGCUACGCCGUGCCGCUGGUCCGGAAUUUCGUGUAUGAACAUCUCCGGCUCCGACGAUCCACGCGUCGUCGGUAUAUCCGUCGCCGCCAAAAAUCUCCACGGCUACAUCCCCUCGGAGCUCGGCAACCUGAUUUACCUCCGCCGCCUGAACUUCCACGGCAACAGUUUCUACGGCUCAAUUCCCGAUCAGCUAUUCAACGCUUCCUCAUUACACAGCAUUUUUCUCUACGGUAACAAUCUCUCCGGUUCUCUACCCCCCUCCUUAUGCACCCUCCCCCGCUUACAAAACCUCGAUCUCUCAAGCAAUUCUCUGUCGGGCCCACUCCCCAAAUUCCUCAGUAACUGCAGGCAGUUACAGAGGCUAAUCCUCUCAAGAAACGAUUUUUCCGGCGAAAUUCCAGAUGGGAUUUUCCCUGAGUUAGCUAAUUUAGAGCAGCUCGAUUUAUCCGCAAACAAUUUCAACGGCUCGAUACCAAAUGAUAUGGGGGAAUUGAAGUCAUUAUCAGGAACCCUAAAUUUAUCCUUCAACCAUUUCACCGGAAAAAUACCCAACACAUUAGGCGAAUUGCCGCUCACGGUGAGCUUCGAUCUUCGGAACAACGAUUUAAUCGGGGAGGUUCCUCAAACAGGGUCUUUCUCCAAUCAAGGCCCCACAGCAUUCUUGAAUAACCCUAAUUUAUGCGGGUUUCCAUUGCAAAAGUCUUGUAAGAACAACUCGAACGUGGGUCCGGGUGUUGUUGAGAGUAGUUCGCAGGGUAUUAGCGAGCGGAAGGGAUUAAAGCCGGGGUUAAUUAUACUUAUAUCAGUAGCUGAUGCAGUAGGAGUGGCACUUAUAGGAUUAGUUAUAAUUUAUAUUUAUUGGAAGAGAAAAGAUUCUCAAGGGUGUAGUUGUACCGGAAAAGGCAAGCUUGGAGGUAACGAAAAAACGGGUUUUUGUUCUUUCCCUUGUAUGAGUGGAUUUCCGAGUAAUGACUCGGAAGUUGACUCGGAAAAAGGGGGCGGUGGUGGGGGUGUUGGUGGGGGCGGGAGUGGGGUGAUGAGUGGUGGAGAGGGGGAUUUAGUGGCGAUAGAUAAAGGGUUUAAUUUUGAGUUGGAUGAAUUGUUGAGAGCUUCGGCUUAUGUGUUAGGGAAGAGUGGAUUAGGGAUAGUGUACAAGGUUGUCUUAGGGAAUGGUGUUCCGGUGGCGGUGAGGCGGUUGGGGGAAGGCGGUGAACAAAGGUAUAAGGAGUUUGUGGCGGAAGUUCAGGCGAUUGGGAGGAUAAAGCAUCCGAAUGUUGUGAAGUUGAGGGCUUAUUAUUGGGCGCCCGAUGAGAAGCUUCUUAUUAGUGAUUUCAUUUCCAACGGUAACUUGGCUUCUGCUCUUCGAGGAAAGACAAGUCAACCAUCCACCACCACCACCACCUUGUCAUGGUCAACAAGACUCAAAAUCGCAAAGGGGACCGCCCGCGGCCUAGCCUACCUCCACGAGUGCAGCCCUAGAAAAUUCGUCCACGGCGACUUGAAACCCUCAAAUAUCCUCCUCGACAACGAAUCUCAGCCGUUCAUCUCCGACUUCGGCCUCAACCGUCUGAUCACCAUCACCGGCAACAACCCUUCAUCCUCCUCCGGCGGCGGAGGCUUCAUCGGCGGCGCCCUCCCCUACCUCAACCCGCCGCCACACCAGCCGGAGAAGAAAGUCAAUGGCUAUAGAGCCCCGGAGGCUCGAGCGGCCGGGGCCCGCCCGACGCAGAAAUGGGAUGUGUACUCGUUCGGGGUUGUGUUGCUUGAGAUGCUGACGGGGAAGUCGCCGGAAGGUUCUUCUCCGGCGAGCUCGAGUUUUUCCGGUGAGGUGGUUCAGGAUCUUGUGAGGUGGGUGAGGAAGGGGUUCGAGGAGGAGAGGGCGUUGUCGGAUAUGGUGGACCCCAUUUUACUGCAGGAGGUGCAUGCAAAGAAGGAGGUUCUUGCCGUGUUUCAUGUUGCACUUGCGUGUACUGAGGUUGACCCUGAGAUUCGGCCGAGGAUGAAAACUGUGUCUGAAAAUCUUGACAAGGUGUAGUGCAAUUAAUUAAAGCAAGAAAUUAAGACAUUCUUUGAUUUCAGUUCUUGGGGAACACUAGCUAAUAUGUUAUAUGUGUAAUUUAAUUAUCUUGUUUGUUGUUUUGCAUUUGUAAUGAAAAUAUUAAAUAUACUAGUGUCUGUGUCUUCAGUAUUUUGAUUUUCAAUCAAUAUGUUUUUUGUCACGUGGGCUAAUCCGGCACGAUAAGGCCUAGGCCCAUUAGGAUUUGUUCAUCAAACUGUUGGGCUGAAAUUGACUAAUUGAUGAUGUAUUUGGGCCUUUAUUUAAAUAGUUUUAGUUUUUUGGAGUUUA
Molecule: messenger RNA, 3032 nt
Organism: Erythranthe guttata (spotted monkey flower)
Lineage: Eukaryota; Viridiplantae; Streptophyta; Magnoliopsida; Lamiales; Phrymaceae
Product: Leucine-rich repeat protein kinase family protein
Biological process (GO): protein phosphorylation
Molecular function (GO): ATP binding; protein kinase activity; protein binding
Source: RefSeq, a predicted model, not a curated record